AUAUUCCCACAAUCUCUCACUGUCAUGUUUUCGUUUUCGCUCUUAAUUUCUUAUAUAAAUUGAAUUGAGGUUCUCAGUUUCUCUUAGGACUCUGAUUUUCGUCAGUCAGCCAACACCUUACAGUGUACAUUGAGCAGCUGAUCACUGCAUACAAACAUGAAUAUUGAGAUGAGUAGUUCUGCAAGGUCGGGGACUGGGAAUUGUGUUAAAGAAGGCUUAAAGAAGGUUUACGAGAAGAUAGACACCCCUAAAUACUUGAGGAACUCCUUUUUGACAGUUUGUGUGGUUGCUUUGGCUAUUGAUCCUUUGUUUCUCUUUAUUCCUGAAAUUGAUUAUCAAAAAUCAUGCAUCGGUUUCGACAAAACGCUUGGUCGUGCAGUUAGUAACCUUCGUAGCUUAAUUGACGGACUCUAUCUAAUGCACAUGAUUGUUUCUAUAUUCAUACCUUUGAGAAGCAAGAUGAGCGGAAGAAAACAAUAUAUCUUCAGUAUUGUUGACAUUGUCUCUAUUGUCCCCAUUCCUCAUGUAAUGGUUUUCCACCUUCUCCGUAAUAAAGGGGGGGUCUUAUCUGGUGUCAAAGAGAAUACUCAAGUGGACCAUAGUUGGUCUGUAUAUACCAAGAAUCAUUCGCAUCUUUCCGAUUUACAAAGAAGCGACAAAAACCAGCGUUACAGUAGUAAGAUCAAAGUGGAUUGGAGCUCUUAUAAACCUUUUGCUCUUCCUGUUGUGCAGUUAUGUGUUUGGGGCUUUCUGGUACGUUACUGCAAUAGAAAAGCAAAUCAUAUGCUGGCAUGACGCUUGGAAUAAGAUUAUGCAUGGGAAUGAGACUAUGCAUGACUUUGGGAGUGACACUAGGUGGAAACAAGUCAAUAUCACGGAGCUGUACUGUGCACAUGGUAAAGACAACAGUCUUUUUCUGAAAGAUUCAUGCCCAGUAAUCGACCCAGCCGAAAUCAGAAAAACAUCCGAAAAAUUGGCCGGGAACAAAACUAUAUACGAGUACGACUUUGGUAUGUACGGUGACGUAGUGGAGUCUCAGGUGGGAAGUGUUAAUCUAAGGGAUUUUCCAAAGAAGUUCUUCUACUGCUUUUGGUGGGCUCUCGGAAAUCUUAGUACCUUUGGCGAAAAACUCAAGCCAGGCAACUCUGCAACAGACAUCUUUUUGGCUAUCCUCAUGUGUGCCUGUGGUUUAUUCUUGGUUGCUGUACUCAUUGGAAACGUUCAGAAAUACUUGCUAUCAAGUACCGUCAGAGCAGACGAAAUGAAUGAAAGAAAGAGAGACAUAGAAACAUGGAUGACGUAUAGGAACCUACCAGAAGAGCUCAAGAAACGCAUUAAGGAAAACGAGAAAGCCCUAAGAAAAAAUUUGAGAGGCACGGAUGAAGAAUCUCUUCUUCGUCGCUUCCCAGAAGACCUCAGACGCGAAACCCAACUCUAUCUUGAUGAGCAUAGUGCAUAAUUCGUUAUACCGGAUGACAUUAAAUCCGUUAUACCGGAUGGCAUCAAACCGGACCAGGAUUAUAAUGGAACAAUGUGUCUUCGUUUAAUGUUUACUAUUGUUGUUUAUGGACUACUUAUCUUCCCACUUCCCAAUUGUAUUUAUGAAUCUUUUUUUCCAUCCAUCUAUUGUCUUUGUAUCCUUCUAUUGAAAUAAAACCUAUCUCCUCCAUUUCUCA
This is a messenger RNA of Camelina sativa (false flax), 1676 nucleotides long. RefSeq names its product cyclic nucleotide-gated ion channel 11. The record is from RefSeq and is a predicted model, not a curated record. Lineage: Eukaryota; Viridiplantae; Streptophyta; Magnoliopsida; Brassicales; Brassicaceae.